UUAGUUAACUGAAUUCAGAAAGUGAUUUCACACAAAUCGGAGAAUACCCAAAUGAACAAGGCACAUCUAGCACACCCAACUCCAUUUCAUUGAGGUUUAAGCCAGCAGUUUUCGCUUCAAUUGACAGCAGCGGCAAUUACCUAAGUCUGGGCCAAUUUGGAUGGAGUGCAAACAGGGGGUCGGGCCACAAAAGCGGCGUGUGGAGCGGUGAUGGCGAUGAAAAGCCCAAUGACUUACAUUUGCCCACAGCCAAGCGAAGGAGAAAGUGAAAUUUUGCAUUUCUCGGCGGCCGGCAGCAACAACAAUAAGUCUUCGGACUGGUCUGGGCCAUUGCCAUUGGCAUUGGAGUGGUGCGGAGGGAGGAGCGGACGAACCCAGCAAGCGAAGUGGACCGGGCCCAAAGUCAAGCUCAGAGCUUGGAGCUUCAGUCGUGGUUUACAGCUCGACACAAGCGAACGGACGUCUUUGAGAAGCGGACGCGGCAAAAACCGCACGGAAAACGCAACGAAAUCGAAAGUGUUCACCUACACCACGCGACUUGAAUCGCCAAGUGGUCGGCGAGGCGGGGGCAAUAUACCCAUCCGUAAACAUUACGUGUCACCAUGCCGCCGGCUGGUCAACAACUCCGGCUUACGGCCCUUGUUUAUCUGGCUUUAGGUAUUGCACUCUUAUGCAAUGGCAGCGAUGGAGAAACUAGGCAAAAAUACGCCAAUGAAUCACUCGCCGUCACGGACGUGGACGAUCCGUCUCCAGUUUGGUCGCAGUUUCUCGAAGAUUACGUCUUGAGCCAAGGCAGCAGUAGCAGUAGUAAUAGUAGUGGCAGUGGCAGUGGCAGCCAGCGAAAGUCCAAAGAUCUGCCCUAUAUGGGCGGGGAUAUGGGCGUCAAUGGACCGCUCAGCUAUCACUCAUCCGCCUACAAACGACCCGGCAACAACAUCUACAUCACCAGGAGGAUCGGCGAGGCGGUGGAACUGGAGCCGCAUCUGCGAAAGCCCGUCGAGAGUCAGAGUCCCAUUGUGAAUCCUCAGUUCCGACCCAUGACCAAUCAGAUGUUGCACCAGCAACACCAACAGAUGCAGCAGCAACAGCAGCAGCAGCAGCAGCAGUUGCUGCAGCAACAGCAACAGUUGCAGCAACGCCAGCAACCGGGAUUCCUGCAGCAACUCUUUGGCAUAGGUGGCAGUGGCGGCAGCGGUGAUGGUGGAUUUAAUCCCACCCAGCAGCAUGUGCGCCCGGUGCCGCUGCAGCAGCAGCAGGUGCAACAGAUACCGCAGCAACACCCGCAGCAGCAACAUCUCGUGGGCGGUCAGCCGACAACUUUCCGAGCUGUCUCCGAAAAUGAUCUUUAUCUCUUGGGAGCCAUUGAGAAGUUGGUGUAUCGUGUGGAUUACCUUGAGAGUCGCGUGCGGCGUUCGGAGCAGCUGAUCUACUACCUGAUGGCCGGGAACAAUCAGAAGGAGGUGAAGGAUCCCUGUCCAGCGAACUUCACCCGCAUCAGCGACAACUGCUACUACAUCAACAGCCAGCAGCAGGUGAACUGGAAGACGGCCAACUCCGCCUGCAAGGGUCUAAACUCCCACCUGGCCGAGUUCGAGAGGGUCUCGGAGAACGAGGAGAUCAUGGCCUAUCUGCUGAACCAGCCGGCGCAUCGUGGUCGCGAUUACUGGCUGGGCGGCCUCAACCCCGGCCUCCUCUGGAUCUGGUCCAACUCGGCCAAGCCAGUGAAUCCGAACAUGAAUCUCACAUCCAUUGCGAUGGCCCAGAAGGGGGAGAACUCCACCGCCGCCAAUCUGGUGGACAGUUCGGAGCAGGCGGCAGAGGAGCAGGCGGCCGGCGAGGAUGUGCUGAACAACACGGUCCAAAUAGAGGGCAAGGGUCGCUGCCUACGGCUGAGCUACAAUGCCGGGAAGCACAGCUAUGUGUACUACGGACAGGAGUGCACAUCGCGGCACUACUACAUCUGCGAGCACGAGGACAAGACGCUGGACAACAAGAUCAAGAAGAUCACCCGCGAGCUGAAGCUGUUCGAGUGA
Molecule: messenger RNA, 2033 nt
Organism: Drosophila santomea
Lineage: Eukaryota; Metazoa; Arthropoda; Insecta; Diptera; Drosophilidae
Exons: 3
Coding region: 603-2033 (476 amino acids)
Source: RefSeq, a predicted model, not a curated record